This is a messenger RNA of Chlamydomonas reinhardtii, 1547 nucleotides long. RefSeq lists its product as uncharacterized. The transcript has 9 exons. Gene Ontology annotation, biological process: glycolytic process; glucose 6-phosphate metabolic process. NCBI's taxonomy places the organism in Eukaryota, Viridiplantae, Chlorophyta, Chlorophyceae, Chlamydomonadales, Chlamydomonadaceae. The record is from RefSeq and is a predicted model, not a curated record. Bases 61 to 1206 code for a protein of 381 amino acids. Gene Ontology annotation, molecular function: glucokinase activity; D-glucose binding; ATP binding.
GGCAUGGGCUGGUUGACUUAAAUGAGCUUCAUGAUACGUAUUGAACAAUACAAAUUAAGAAUGGCGCAUUCUCUCGCCCAGCACCGGCUAUCUGUGCCGAAGCCCAGUAGAGUGCAACAGUCUCGGUCGCGACUUGUCUCGAAACGGACAGCGUGCAUCGUGUAUGCUAAACACAAGACCGAACUCGAUGUGGUGCUUGUUGGCGACAUCGGUGGCACGAAUGCACGCCUGUCGGCAUGGAGGGUCGACCUGGAGGGCGCAGGCGCGACGCAAAUCGACAACGAGACGUACCCAAGUCAGGACUUCAAGAGCCUAGACGCGGUGGUAGAUGCCUUCCUGGCGCGCCCAGCCGUCCGCGAGCGGCCCCCGCAUGCAGCCGCGCUGGCCAUUGCUGGCGCCGUCAGCGCCAACAAGUGCCUGAUGACCAACGUAGAGCACUGGCCCAUCAUCGACGGUGAUGACAUCCAAGCGCGGCACGGUUUCCGGGUUGCACUGCUGAACGACUUUGAGGCGGUGGGCUACGGCAUUCCGGUGCUGGGCCCGCACGACGUGGUGCCGCUCAACGACGUGCCCGUGCAGCCCAAGGCGCCCAAGGUGGUGAUGGGUCCCGGCACGGGGCUGGGCGCGGCGCAGCUGAUGUGGGACACGGGACUGAACGCGUACAAGGUCUGGCCAGGCGAGGGCGCACACGCCACGUUCGCUCCGCGCGGAUGGAAGCAGAAGGCUUUGGCGCGCUUUGUGACGACGCGCAGCGGGCACUGCGAGAUUGAGGAGGUGGCCUGCGGCAGCGGCCUGGAGCUGAUCUAUGAGUUCCUGCAGUCGGACGAAUCGGCCAACCGGCCCGACCUGCUCAAGAACCGCACCAAGAAGGUGGUGAAGGAGAUCUCGGCCGCCGCGCUGGACGGCUCCGACCCGCUAGCGGUGGAGGCGGUGGACCUGCUGUUCGCCAUCGUGGGCGCCGAGGCGGGAGCCAUGGCGCUCCGGUGCCUGGCAAAAGGCGGCGUGUACAUCGCCGGCGGCAUCACGCCCAAGCUGCUGCCGCGCGUCAAGGCCGGCUCACUGCUGGAGGGCUUCCUCAUGCGCGCAGGCCGCGAGCCAUUCCACAAGAUCCUGGCGCAGACGCCGCUGUUCGUCAUCACCAACGAGCAGGUGGGCGCCAUGGGCGCGCGCGAGGUGGCCAAGAGCCUGCUGCACCAGCAACAAUAAAUGCCGCUGGACUGGGUGCAAGCCAAGGAGCCAGGCAGGAUCUGGAACCCAGGGCUGGGACUACCGCGCGCGCAUGGCAGAUAGGAUGCAUUAAGGGCGGCCGAGGUUUGGUAGCUGAGUCCGCCAUAGUCUCGGCCUGGGCGGCUUAGCAGCAGUGUGUAGCGGCUAGGCCGGACAGGGCUUAAGUAGCGCGCGUAAAUGUUGAACUCCAGAAGGGCUGCAUGCGUCCGGGCCGACAAGGAGAUUGAUCAUGCAUUAGCUGUGGCAGGUGUGCAGCUGAGGGGUUGGUGUGCGCGAGCGAGCGCGUGAUGGCUCUGGGUGUAAGGCUGUCUUGCGCCGUC